AUGGCCAAUAACUAUCCUGUUGUUGAUCUCACAAUAGACAGCAUCGAACACAUCGAUCUCACGACUUUAGACGAAUCCCCUCCGAGCAGCCCACGCGCAUUGAACACCACGAGCGAGCCGCCUCGCAAGAGGCAGCGGCUUGGGGGCGAUGCCUCCUUCCAGAGUCCUUCGCGGAACCUGGCGGCCUGUCUGAAGGCGCAGGUCAAGCCCUACAUCGACGCAUGCCUGGCUGAGAUCCCCCAGGGCCAGGUGAACACCACCGAGCUGGGUCGAGCGGUGCUCUGCCGGAUUGGCAGCAUCGACAAGUUCUCGGCUGAGUUCACCCACAAGAAGGGGUUCCUGUCGUCGGCUUUGGAGCAGCAUCUGGCCAAGACGGCGCGUUAUCUUAUUACGAAAUACGCCGCCGAGCCGGAGUUCCAGCUGAACGCGAACACGACGAGCUCACCUGCCCUGUCCAACGGCGGAGCUUCGACGCCAACGCCUGUGCCCGCACCUGGACCUUCCCACACAUUGUCGAGGCCUGCGCCCACGAGUGUUACCGCGACUUCCGCGACAGAGAUCUCCCCGAACGCUGCUACGACAUCGACUCAUCCCGCGGCAACACCCAAAUCCAAACACCGUCACUCAACUCGAGCGCCCAAGGACACCGUCUCGCCCGCAAACUACCGAACAAAGGCGCGAGCGAAAUCAUUCAAGUCAUGGAAAACACACAACCCCAGACCGGGUCCUGUCACAGCCCGGCACAAGGCACUCAGCGCCUGGGUGCACAUGGAGAGACGUCCCUACACCACGACCGAGGAACGCGAAAGGAUACUUAAGGGUGCAUCCAAGCUCAUUCGGUCAGCUGAAGCUGUGGUGUCAAAGGAACCUGUCCCGUUUCAUGUCGAUUUCACAGCAGAGGAGAUGGAGGUUGUCCGCAGGAAGAUUCGAGAGUUAUGCGAUAAGAAGGCCAAGAGCAAGCGAAGUACUGACACGGCAAAGGAGCUUGGGAAGCUGCUUAGAAAGAACCCCCAUCUCCUUACGAUUAUUCCACCCGACCUCGAGCUGAAGGGAGAUCUUGCGAAGAGAGAUCGAGUUGCGAUUAGGAACCUGCUCGAUGAGCUUGUCGACCGCUAUAAGAGGCCGGCCCGACAAGCGAAGAUCCUGAUGCUACAGGUGGACGAGUUCGACAAGCAGAACGAGUCGAGACGUUCUAGCCAGAUCUCUUCACUCCUCCUGGCGCGCGAGAUUGACGGCAAUCGGGGCUUUGGCCGCAUGCGCCGUCUUCUCAACUUUACGAAUGAGUUUCGAAAGGCCCAUGAAGAUGACAUGGAGAUGCGUGCGGAAUGGGUCAACUGCGCAGGCGAUAUCAUGACCAUCGUCUGGACUUCGGACCACAACUUCAUCUGCGGAACAACGACCCAUUCGGACUCGCACAAUCAGCAGUACAACCGCGACGGGAACUUGCUUCUUUGCUCCUCACAAUCCAAGCAGCUGAAGGCAUUUGCUGACCACCGGAUUCCUCGACCGGUCGUCCAAAGCGGCGAAAACUCCACGGAAGCCAUGAGAGAGUCACAGAGCCCUUGGCUUUACUCCUCUGUUGUGUCCUCAGACUACGACAAGGUCAAUGACCGCGUCUACACUUCCAGCUUCGACAGGACCGUCAAAGCAUGGAAGGUGACGAAGGAUGGAAAGGACAUGUCGGCCAUUGGCACCUGGCACCACACAGGCAACGUGAACUUUGUUGUCGCUUCGAAACACGAGUCUGGUAUGGUGGCUACCGCUGCGGACGUGGCCAGCUACGCCGUCCGCGUCUACCAGAUCAACGAUGAAGACGUAUCUGCGAGCCCUUUCCAUGCAUACAACAACCUGCGAGCCUGGAACGAGGGCAACGAGCAGACAACCGAAACCCAAAAAUGGGCAUACUUUCCGGCUACGAUGCAAUGGGGCUUGGCCAAGGGCGUUCAACACUUGCUACUCGUCGGAUACUCGCCUCGAAGCUUUACUGGAGACGACAACGAUAUCCCAGAGGACAAGCGGAAGACGGGUGAGAUUUGCCUUUGGAACUGCUUGACGGGAGAGCAAAUCAAGGUCACAAACAGUUCGCAGAACGUGUUCGAAGUGGCUUGGCACCCAACGUUGCCGGUAUUCAUCGUCGCCACAUCCCCGCAUGCCACGAACUUGGACGUCAAGACAAAGGGUACACAAAUUCGAGUUUUUCAGCCUGGUCGAGACCAGGAUGGGAGGGUUAUGUUCCAGGACUACCAAAAACUUGACUGUCCGGCUGAGGAUAUCAACGAGGUUACCAUCAAGCCCAACAGCAGGUCGCACUCAUACGUCACAGCAGCUUGCACUGAUGGAAAGGUCUAUGUUUGGGAUACAGCCCGUGGCGAUAGACCCAUCCACUCCCUGAAGCAUAAGGAGGCCCUCGACAAAGAGAACGAGGACAUAGGCGUCAAGUUCACAGCGUGGGGAACUACCGCGGAUCGCUUCUACACGGGAGGCGCUGAUGGAAGGGUCAAAGUCUGGAACGUCAGGGAUCUUCGCCAGCCCCUAGUUCGUGAUUUACUGGAGGCCCCCGGCUGUGUGACCAGCGGUGCCUUCUCACCGGACUUCUCGAAGCUUGUCAUCGGAGAUGCCACCGGGCGUGUAAUGCUGCUAUCACUGGACGAGGAGGACGAGCCACCUGCCAACUUCGUCCAACGUGGGUCUCGGCGCGUCCGCCGCCCAUUAGCAUUCAAGGCACACGACGAGCCACCCCCGCCUGGCUCGAACGCAGCGUCGGAUUCAGGAUCCGCGCGUGGAAAUCACUGGCUAUCCACGGGCCAGCUCACCCGACACCGGGACCCUACGAUCGGCGUCAUUCAGGGACCGUCUUACUCGGAACUUGGGCUUUACCGGAAGGAGUUUCACUUUGAAGAGGACCCCUCCCAACCCUUAUUAGCAAAGAAUGAAGAGGAGCAGCAAAAGAAUAAGAAGAUGUUCAGGCCGUCUUCGAGAACUUCUCGCAUUCUGCCACCCACGGCAUCCUCUUCCUCCACACUUCAAGUCAGGCACUAUAACAAUAUAGCCAAAGACUUGGAUUUGAACAUGCUGGACGAGAUGACCAAGUUAGACUUGGUAAGGGAUAACGUCAACCUUGACGAUCCCGUUGAAGACCUAGGCUUCGACUUUGACUGGGAGGAGGAGUAG
Messenger RNA from Colletotrichum chrysophilum, 3171 nucleotides. RefSeq lists its product as uncharacterized. Gene Ontology annotation, cellular component: TORC2 complex; TORC1 complex. The record is from RefSeq and is a predicted model, not a curated record. Gene Ontology annotation, molecular function: protein binding. Lineage: Eukaryota; Fungi; Ascomycota; Sordariomycetes; Glomerellales; Glomerellaceae. The transcript has 3 exons. Gene Ontology annotation, biological process: regulation of actin cytoskeleton organization; TOR signaling. The coding region runs from base 1 to 3171 and encodes 1056 amino acids.